CAAAUACUUAUACAUCUCAAAUAAGUGACAUCAAUAAACAGUUACACAAAAGAAGAGCUUCUUUAUUUGGUUUAUGGAAACAACAACUUGAUACAUUUUCCAGUGAUAAUAAUUUCCUCUCUCUCUCUCUCUCUCUCUCUCUCUCUCUCUCUCUCUCUCCCCCUCUCUCUCUCUCUCUCUCUCUCUCUCUCUCUCUCCUCUCUAACCCAACUAAAUCACCCCAUCCCCACCCCGGCUUUUUUCCAGUCUAUUUUUAG
Messenger RNA from Candidula unifasciata, 257 nucleotides. NCBI's taxonomy places the organism in Eukaryota, Metazoa, Mollusca, Gastropoda, Stylommatophora, Geomitridae. The record is from the annotation of a GenBank genome assembly.